Messenger RNA from Coregonus sp. 'balchen', 2305 nucleotides. The record is from the annotation of a GenBank genome assembly. Lineage: Eukaryota; Metazoa; Chordata; Actinopteri; Salmoniformes; Salmonidae.
AUGGCUUGCGAAUCGUCUCUCCCAGAGGAGGAUCUCUCCUGUCCUGUGUGCUGUGACAUCUUCAAGGAUCCCGUUCUCUUGUCUUGUAGCCACAGCUUCUGUAAAGCCUGUCUGCAGGAAUUCUGGAAAGAGAAAGAAUGGCAGGAGUGUCCAGUUUGCAGGAGAAGAUCGUCAAGGUCUGAGCCUCCCAAUAACCGGGCUCUUAAGAACCUGUGUGAGGCCUUCUUACAGGAGAGGCGUCAGAGAGCUUCAGCAGGGCCUCAGGUGCUCUGCAGUCUGCAUGGAGAGAAACUCAAGCUCUUCUGUCUGGAGGAUAAACAGCCUAUCUGUGUGGUGUGUCGCGAUUCAAGGAAACAUAAAAAGCAUGACUGCAUCCCCAUAGAUGAAGCUGUACAGGAACACAAGGUAGAGUAAAACAAUGAUUUUGUUAAGUCAGAGCGUAAUGCGGAAAGUUAACAAUAAUUUCAACUUCACUGAAAGUGAAAAACACAAUAGGCAUACAAGUACAUUUUUUUGCUGACAAUAUACAUUUAUGAACUUCAUUUUCGUGAGAGUAGGUAUGUGAUCUGGAGUUUUAAAUUUGUAACAAAGUGACUAUCCCUCAGCAUUUUUUAUUCAGUCUUAACUGGAAUAAGUGUGCGAUAUGGUAUUGGACAACAACCUAGUGUUUAAUUCCAGGAGGAACUCAAGCCUACCCUGAAGUCCUUACAGGAGAAACUGGAAGUCUUUAAGAAAGUCAAACUCACUUGUGAUGAAACAGCACAGCAUAUCAAGGUGAGAUGCUGAGAGAUGUAACACAACUGUACAGAGUUGACUGUUCAUCCGUAUUACAAUGAUCGAGGUAGUAUUUUUUUUACUUCAGAGUUCUGGCUCUCUGUCUCUCCAGAGCCAGGCUGAGGACACAGAGAUAAAGAUUAAGCAGGGGUUUGAGCAGGUUCACCAGUUUCUACGAGAGGAGGAGGAGGCCAAGAUAGCUGCCCUGAGGGAGGAAGAGGAGCAGAAGAGUCAGACGAUGAAGGCGAAGAUUGAAGAGAUGAGCGGACAGAUAUCAUCACUUUCAGACACAAUCAAAGCCAUAGAGAAAGAGCUGGAAGCUGAAGACAUCUCAUUCCUGCAGGUACAGAUGUCUGUACCCAUAAUCAUUGAAUAUUAUUAAAGCUGUAUUCCAGAAUGAAGACUGAUUGAUCAUUUCAUUAAUAUCAUCGAUAACUAAGCUGCUCUUUUGUUACUUUGCAGAACUACAAUGCCACAGUGAAAAGGUAAGUGAUCUGCCUCCUGUCUCUCUCUUCUCUGUGGUUCUGAACCCAACCCCACAGCAGCACUGACUCCUAAAUGUUCUUCAGAACCCAGUGCCCACUGCCUGAUCCAGAGAGGGUUUCAGGAGCGCUGAUCGAUGAAGCAAAACACCUGGGCAACCUCAAGUUCAGAAUCUGGGAGAAGAUGCAGGAGAUUGUUCAAUACAGUGAGUUAUAUUUAUUCCAAAUAGAUUCAAUGAUCUCUUGACAUGUAGGCAUAACGCAUCAUUUAUUUUGUUCUCUGGUCAGUUUUGAUGUGGUGUCUCUGUUUGAUGUGGUGUCUCUGUUUGAUGUGGUGUCUCUGUUUGAUGUGGUGUCUCUGUUUGAUGUGGUAUAUCUGUUUGAUGUGGUGUCUCUGUUUGAUGUGGUGUCUCUGUUUGAUGUGGUGUCUCUCUCUCUCUCUCUCUUCAGCUCCUGUGGUUCUGGAUCCUAACACUGUGCACCCGAAGCUACUUUGUUUCAUGACCUGGGUGGGGUACGAUGAUUGCGUUAUAUGGGGUGGUGAGUUCCAGCAGCGUCCUGACAACCCAGAGAGGUUAGGCCAAGGAUGGGUCAUGGCCUCUGAGGGCUAUACCUCAGGCACUCACAGCUGGGACAUGGAGAUUGAUGACGAGUUUUGGUUUGCAGGUGUGGCCACCGAGUCUAUCAAUAGGUCUCAUCCUAGUGAUGAAGUCUGGGGUGUUAGCCAUGUUGAUAGUUUUCAUACAGAUUAUAAGGAAGAUUUCAAUUAUGUAUAUGAAGUAAAUUGCCCACAUACUGAACCCAUUUACCUCCCCGUGAGACAGGAAUCCAGGGUCAAGGACAGGAUCAGAGUUAAGCUGGACAGGGACAGAGGAGAGCUAUCAUUCUACGACCUUGAUAAUAACACCCAUAUACACACUAUUACACACACUUUCACUGGGAGAAUAUUUCCAAUUUUUUCAGUGCAUGAUGGUCUGAGGAUUUUACCAGUUGAAGGCCUCUGUAACAGUGGGACAGCACAGUUAGGGCUGCCGGUAAACGUGUGGUGA